Molecule: messenger RNA, 530 nt
Organism: Echinops telfairi (small Madagascar hedgehog)
Lineage: Eukaryota; Metazoa; Chordata; Mammalia; Afrosoricida; Tenrecidae
Gene: TMEM223
Product: transmembrane protein 223
Exons: 2
Biological process (GO): nervous system development
Cellular component (GO): mitochondrion
Source: RefSeq, a predicted model, not a curated record
CCCCCGGCCGCCGAGCCCCCGGAGCCCCCGGGCCGUGGCCGCUCGGCGCUGUGGCGCUACGGACUGGCCGUCGGCUGCGGCGCCGUCGGGACCCUGGUGCUUGGCGCUGGCCUCCUCUUCUCCGUGCGCUCCGUGCGCUCCGUGGUGCUGCGGGCCGGCGGGCGGCAGGUGACCCUCACCACGCACGCCCCCUUUGGCUUGGGGGCCCCUUUCACGGUGCCCCUGAACCAGGUCUCCUGCAUGGCCCACCGGGGUGAAGUCCCUGCCAUGUUGCCCCUGAAGGUCAAAGGCCGGCGCUUCUAUUUCCUCUUAGACAAAGCUGGAUACUUCCCCAACACACAGCUCUUUGACAAUACUGUGGGUGCCUACCGGAACUUGUAAGGGGUCGCCCACGCACGCCACGCACCCGGGAGAUGAGCGGGACGUCAGGGAUGGGAGAACCGCUGGGGUCACGCAAAGGUACCAGAGAUCCUGAGCAGAAAAUAAAGGCAUGAGCCUCGCAGGUUUUCCCAAAGAGGAGGCUGGCGGUA